CCUCUACGCAGGCGCGCGCGGCCCUCUCCCGCGCGGGGCAGGGCUGGGGCGCCGGGACGUCCUGGCGGCGACUGCUGGCCUCGGUGCUCCCGCCCGCGUCCGCAUGGAGCUCGGGCGUCGCCGCGAUCUGGGCUCGGCCCUCGGGCUGGCCCCGGCCCCCGCAAAGCCGGGGCAGGAGCCGAGGCCAGGGGCCGGGGCGGGGGCUCCUGGGGCUGUCCGAGCCCGCCGCUUCGUGCUCUGUCUCUACCUGGUGGGCUUCUUGGACUUGUUUGGUGUCAGCAUGGUUGUCCCUUUAUUGAGUCUUCAUGUCAAGUCUCUUGGAGCAAGUCCAACAGUUGCUGGCAUAGUAGGCUCCUCCUAUGGCAUUUUGCAGCUCUUCUCUAGCGCAGUGGUGGGCUGCUGGAGCGAUGUGGUCGGAAGGCGGUCUUCUUUGCUGGCAUGCAUUCUGCUCAGUGCCUUGGGUUAUCUUAUUCUUGGAGCAUCUACCAGUGUGUUCCUGUUUGCCCUUGCUAGAGUUCCUGUGGGUAUUUUUAAACACACUCUCUCCAUUUCAAGGGCUCUGCUUUCUGAUCUGGUUGCAGAGAAGGAACGGCCACUAGUAAUUGGACGAUUCAAUACAGCAUCCAGUGUGGGCUUCAUCUUGGGCCCCAUGGUCGGUGGAUAUCUCACUGAAUUAGAUGGUGGAUUUUAUCUAACAGCCUUCAUCUGUUUUUCUGUCUUCAUUCUCAAUGCUGGUCUCGUUUGGCUAUUUCCAUGGAGUGAAGUAAAACUCAACAGUACGAAGAAUGGCCUGCGACUGGGUAAGAGCCAUGCACUUUUGGGCAAGACGGACUGUGAGGUGCAGGAAGCAGCCACCCGCCAUGGGACCACAGUGAGUGGGAAGCCUGCCCGGCUGCCCUGGAUGGAAGUCGUGUCAACGUUGCGGGACAUGAAGAGCCUGAUCGUUUCUGAAAUGUGGGACAUAUUUCUCGUGCGCUUGCUGAUGGGUGUGGCGGUCAUGCUGUACUACAGUAACUUUGUCUUGGCCCUCGAGGAGCGCUUUGGGGUGAGGCCCAAGACGACGGGCUACCUCAUCAGUUACAGCAGCGCCCUGGGGGCCCUGGCUGGCUUCACCCUGGGGCCCAUCCUGCGUCUGUACAAGCACAAUUCCCACGCAGUCCUGCUGCACUCCAGCGUGCUCACCUUCACGCUGCUGUUGCUCUACUCAACGGCCCACACCAUGGGCAUUGUCGUCUUCUCCUCCACGCUCCUGUCCUUCUCCACUGCCAUUGGCAGGACUUGCAUCACCGACCUCCAGCUGACCGUGGGCGGGGCCCAGGCCAGUGGCACCCUCAUCGGCAUGGGGCAGUCUGUGACGGCCGUGGGCCGGGUCAUCGCCCCCCUCCUCUCGGGAGUGGCCCAGGAGGUUAGCCCUUGUGGCCCUCCCAGCCUGGGGGCUGCCUUAGCCUUGAUGGCUAUUAUCGUAAUGUCAGUAAGCAGACCUCGCUGUGGUGGUGAUGGGAGUGAUAAAUUAAAAAGUGAGUAGACUGGAUUUGGACAACACAAGGAAUCAAUCUGAGUGUUGGUGAGGGACAGAGGCUGUGGUGAGAGUGUGCUUUGGGGAGGGCAGGUGGUGUCAGUGAAAUCACUUCCUUCCAGGUGGGUGUCUGUUGGUCACGUCCAGGUCAGCCCUCAGCUCUGCAUUUAGGCCUGUGCGAUGAUCAGAAGUCACAACGGCCCGGAGGAAGGUUAGGAUUGCAGCAAAGCUUCGCCAAAGGGGAAGGUAUUUUAUGUCUACCUGAGAGUCUCCUCUUCCCACCUGGGCCACUGAGGUUAAAAUUUUCAAGGGGAAAAAGCUGCCAGCUGCAGGGUAGGGAAACAGUGGUGGGAUAACAGAACGUGAUAUAUAUGCAAGAAGAGGCCACAAGGACUUCCCCACUAUGUAAGGAUAGGGUAACAGUUAAUAAAGUGUCAACCAGCUGGGACACGGGUUUCCUGUUCAAUUCCUUAAGCUAAGAGGGAGCUUUUCUGCUGUCAGAAUCCUAGAGGUUGAAGAAGCUGCCUUAUUAAACCCAGCCUGUUGCUUUCACAAGUCCUAACAAGGUUAUGAAUGGUUCCACCUGGGCAGCUGGUUAAAAAUCAGAUGCACGGCCUCACGCCUGAGACUGAGUCCGUGGGCCUCGGUGAGGCCAGAAAUCUAGUGUAUUCCAUAAGCGCCACUUCCAUGGAGGUAGAAAAAGGGAGAUUCUGAGACGUACUAGUUUUGAUUAAAGCAAAAGCCAGAGACUUGAUUGUUUUUGUUGAUAGCUAACUCAGUUUGAACUGUCUGUUAAAAUUAUGCACAGUGUGUUACAUUUUCCCCAGCUCUUAGCAGUUAUACCUCGUAACAGGAGAAGCAGGUUCCUGGGGCCUGCUCCCUGUGUCCAUUCGCUGUGAGGCCACACGCUGCGAGGAGCUGAGCUUGUCAGUCUGAGCCCAUCUGCCUGGGUGUUGGGCCUGAUGAUCUGCUCCCAGAAGCCGGCGCUCCUUCGGGCAGCAGCAGCCUGGGGGUGAUGGAACCCAGUGGAGAAGCCAAAGCGCAGGAAUGCUUUUAAGAUGAACAUUUCAUGCAGAGUAAGGAGGAGAGUCAGGGGUCAUACGAUAUCAGUGGCAACUUAUUCGACAGUGUCGUGUGUUGAAAAUCGUUUCCUUUAUCUCACUUCACUGUCACACCUGCAAACAGAAGAGCCAUGUCAUCUACAGGGAAGUGUUUUGGGCCUUGUCCUGGGCCUGAAUUGCCACUCCAGAAGCAGCCCCGAGGGGCCAGCCGAGGGCAGCACCGGCUCGCAGGGAGGACGUGCAGGGUACUUGCUGGCUGUUUGGAUGACAAUUACUAAUAAAAAUUAUUUAGGGGCUCCCUCUCUUUUCCCCACGCAGACGACCAAUGCCCAGAUUCUUUCAGUCCUCUAAUGAGUCCACUGGGAUAUCAUUCCUGUUUCCAACCUAACACGGAUAUAAUUGUAAAUGGUAUUUUAAUAUGCUAAUUUGUUAUAACUUUAAUACUGUAUGUAAAGCAGAAAAAAUAUUUCCAUAGUUUUAGAAGUUGUAUAUGGGGUAAACGCAAAUAUUUGUGAUAGAGAAUUAAUUGGAGGUUUGAAAGUUCUCCUUUUCCUGUCUAGCUACAAGAAAAGUAUUAACUUUUUAUUAAAUAUUGUAAUUGUGGACUUUUAUACAAGUGCUAAGUGCUUUUAAAGUGACCGAAAUAUGAUGUAAAAUGGCCUUGCCCUUAAGGAGCAUAUCAAAUUGUGGUGGAAGUUAGACUCAAAAGGACAGUAAAUAAGAGUUUAUGCAGCAAAGUAGAACUUCAGAAGAAUUUUCUCCAAAAUUUGUCUUUUUUUCAUUUUCAGAAAUAGGCAAGUUUCUUAGAUGAUCUUAAAUAUAACCAUGUUUUUAUUUUUAAAAUCACAGCACUUUGUGAAGUUAAAAAAAGCCUAUAAACUUAGUGAGGCUCUAUAAUUAAUCAUACACAUGGAAAUACUAAGAGCUGAAGAUUGAUCUUAGUAUAAGUAGGGAAACAUUUUUGUUAUUUUCCACUCCUGAUGUUAGUAUUUUGUUCCUGUGAUUUUUUUAGAUAAAUAUUUUCUUAUGGUUCCUCUUAAACAGCCUGAUGUGUUGCUCCUUAAAGUGUGGUCUGGGACCAGGGCGUCAGCUUCCCUGGGGCUUGUCAGACAUGCAGACAGGUCCCCCUCAGACCUGUGGGGACUGUUGUCACAAGGUUCCUAGCUGCUUUGUGUGCAUGGUAAAGUUUGAAACCCACUGGUCUAAUGGACAGUGUUUGUAUAGUUUAUGGAAUAUGAUCUCAGGGAAAUUAAAUCUGCUCAAUUAAA
Messenger RNA from Equus quagga, 3845 nucleotides. RefSeq names its product major facilitator superfamily domain containing 9 (gene SLC67A2). The record is from RefSeq and is a predicted model, not a curated record. NCBI's taxonomy places the organism in Eukaryota, Metazoa, Chordata, Mammalia, Perissodactyla, Equidae. Gene Ontology annotation, cellular component: membrane. The coding region runs from base 104 to 1525 and encodes 473 amino acids. Gene Ontology annotation, biological process: transmembrane transport. The transcript is spliced from 6 exons. Gene Ontology annotation, molecular function: transmembrane transporter activity.